CCUAGGAUAGUGUAGGUUGGCCAAAUUUGGAAUACCGACGGUGUGUAUAAACAACUUCUUGUCGAGCUGUAUUGACCGCUUUUCUUGCCUGAAGGGUGGGUGAAAGUGGGUAAAAAGAUGCCGGAAGGAUUAUACGGGAGGACCCUCCACACUAUCGGUCCCGAUUAUGUACGCUACUCGGUAUCGCGUCUCCGAAUGCAUCGAAUAGCCACAUUACAUGGUACCGCAGACGAGGCUUGAUCGAUAAGGCUGUUAGUUGCUAGGCUAAGGGAACGUGGAUGGAGUGUCUACGUUUGCCAAGACUUAUACGAAGCAUCCUCAGUGUGCAAUGGGGAUUUCAAAUUCCAUCAGGCACUCAAAUUAUCACUAUGCUGUAUUGUCGUUGCUAGAGUAGAUGCACGUAUUGCUAGCAUUGAUCGAUGAGUAAGAAUAACUAUGUAUGUAAUGGGAAGCCUAGGCGGUCCACGAUGAUCCACGAGAGAAGUCGACCUGGGUUGAACGAGUAUAUUAUAACCCAUUGAUCGCCUACUCUGUCCAGGUUUUUGGUCCGCUCAUCAUCCACCAACAGGCUCAGACUCCUGUGAUUGGUAGACAUUUUUACCAUCUCUAAUUUACGGACACAGUCUCUUGGGCGACAAUGAUCAAGUCAAUCCUAACAAGUUUGUUGCUUGCCACGGCGGCUGUUCAAGCCUCUCCCGCCCUUACAGAGCGCCACCUCGAAAAUGCUCGCAGCAAUGACGCUUACAGUCUGCCGAAAUCGGAUCGUAACCCUCGAGCUAGAGCCGCUGCCAUAGAAGUGAAGCGAAAGGGCUGGCAGUACUCGGAAUACCCCAUGGGUGUUGCCUACUACCCCACUGGAACGCUAGCCAACAAGACGAUAGCUAAGGACCAAGAGACAUGGCUACCUCCUAUCUUGAAGAUCUCAGAAGCUACUGAGAGAGAAAGCCCAAUCGCUCUUGAGGCCAUCAAAGCGAAAGGUGGUUUCAAGACAUUGGCUGAUUAUGCCAACCUGUACGACGGUCAAUGGGAGGAGGCUUUACCCGGAGGUCCCUUCGAGGGCAUGCUGACAAACUUUACUGACGACCGGAUGUUCUCCAUGAUGAGACUGUCUGCCAGCCCCUACAGACUCAAGAGAGUAAAGCCCAGCGACAAGCUGCCCUUCCCUGUUGACAAUGCCGCCGACAUCACUGGUCUUUCCCUUAACAAGCUGAAAGCUCAAGGCCGUCUCUUCCUCGAAGACUUCAGUGAGAUGAAGGAGCUCGACCCAACAGAUAAGUUUGGUGCUGGUUGCCAAGCAUACUUCUACAUUGAUCCUAAGUCUGGUGAUUUCCUCCCGCUAGCCGUCCGACCUCUCGUCAAGGGCCGAGAGAACUCAGCUCUUGUCUACACGCCCAAGGAUACCGAGAACGACUGGAUGCUUGCAAAGAUGCUCAUGAACCAGAACGACGGAUGGCACACAACCUGGGCCCACAUCACCCAGUCGCAUUCAGCUGCGGAGGCUCCGUACCUCGCCGCCAUCCGCACUUUGAGUGACAACCAUCCCGUUCUUGCCAUGAUCAACCGAAUUGAGAAGACUCCUUGGAACAUCCGACCUCUUCUCGAAGACGGUGUUCAGUCUGGAGCUGGUCCAGAUGCCGGUCCUCAGUACUACGCCUGGACAAGUUUGGCUGGCCGCCAAUGGGCGAACCAGGUUUACUCCUCCGGCGAGACAGCUAACUUCCAGGCCAACUACUAUCGCACAUUUCUCGAGAACAACGGUCUCAUCAACUGCCGCUAUGGACCUGCGCUCAAGUCAUUCCCCUUCUACGAAGAUGCUUCCGUCAUCGUCGAGGCAAUCCGCGAUGUCAUGACCACUUUCGUCAACUCCUACUACCCUAACGACAAAGCUGUGGCCAAGGACUCCGAGCUGCAAGCCUGGCAACGUGAGACGGAUGUUGCCAAGGUCUACGACUUCCCCAAAUCCAUCAAGUCCCGCCGCACCCUUAUCGACAUCCUCACCCACCAGGCUUACCUUGGAGGCAUCGUUCACGGUGUCAUGAGCACUAACGGAGCCAUUGGCGACACCACAUCUCUCCCCUUUGCCCCCGCUGGUUUCCGCCAGCCGAUCCCCACCAAGAAAGGCGUCAAGGACCUUAUGGCCUUCAUGCCCACUCCCGAGGGCGCCGUCUGGCAAGUCGUUACCUACGCCGCUGCCAACCGUGCCAUGUGGCGUGACACCAACGAGACCAUCUCGUACAUGUUCGAGGAUGAGGCGAUGUUGGACAAGAUGAACCCGGCCACGUACAAGGCCGCCAAGAGCUUCAAGGCUAAGAUGGAUGCCUUCAGCACGGAGAUCCGCGCCCGCACCUUCGACAAGGACGGCCUCAGCCGUGGCAUGCCCUUCAUCUGGAACGUACUCGACCCCAACUGGGCUCCUUACUGGAGUGUAGUCUAA
Molecule: messenger RNA, 2434 nt
Organism: Xylaria bambusicola
Lineage: Eukaryota; Fungi; Ascomycota; Sordariomycetes; Xylariales; Xylariaceae
Product: lipoxygenase
Exons: 3
Coding region: 638-2434 (598 amino acids)
Biological process (GO): lipid oxidation
Molecular function (GO): metal ion binding; oxidoreductase activity, acting on single donors with incorporation of molecular oxygen, incorporation of two atoms of oxygen
Source: RefSeq, a predicted model, not a curated record